Aaosphaeria arxii CBS 175.79 is the source of this 2028-nucleotide messenger RNA. Its product is annotated as zf-CHY-domain-containing protein. NCBI's taxonomy places the organism in Eukaryota, Fungi, Ascomycota, Dothideomycetes, Pleosporales. Gene Ontology annotation, biological process: ubiquitin-dependent protein catabolic process; protein ubiquitination. Gene Ontology annotation, cellular component: nucleus. Bases 1 to 2028 code for a protein of 675 amino acids. Gene Ontology annotation, molecular function: zinc ion binding; ubiquitin protein ligase activity. The transcript is spliced from 2 exons. The record is from RefSeq and is a predicted model, not a curated record.
AUGUCGUCGAACCCCAGACGGAAUCUAGAGUCACAACUCCGACAACUUGACAUCGACUUGCCGCUGCACAGCACGCCCGCGAACACCACAUCACAAAGUAUUGGCGGGGCAGCGGCUGCAGCUCGACUGGGUAUCAAUAAUGCAACAGCUAUGUCGGAAUCCCUCCCGGCAGACGAUGGCAUGCGCCAUUUGCGCGCGCGCAUGCAUGAGAUCAGAGACUUGACCGUCGACGAUGAAGAGAAAGCACGCAUGAUGCACACCUUGAUGACGGAACGAUACAACUUCCUGCGCCCGCAGUCUCCCAGUAGCUUCAUAUCCAACGACCGACCGUUCACUCCCACAUCCGGCCAGUCCAUAUUCUCAGAAGUCCACCCGUCCUCACCAGAGUCCCUACAUACCGAGAUCGAUCCAGACAACCCCUUCAAUAUACGCCCAGGAGACACCGAUCCGUCGUAUAGAGUAAAUCCCCAAGAGCAGAGUGUGGACCACAUUGGAGAGGACGAGGAUCAUGACACGGGGGAUGAUGGCCCUUCGCUUGGAUGCGAGCAUUACAAGCGCAAUGUGAAAGUGCAAUGUUUUCACUGCCGUCGUUGGUAUUCUUGUCGGCAUUGCCAUGAUGCCGUCGAGGAUCACAGUUUGAACAGACGGAAGACUGAGAACAUGCUCUGUAUGCUAUGCGGAACGCCCCAAAAGGCUGCUGAGAAUUGCAUCAACUGCGAGAUGCGUGCGGCGUAUUAUUACUGCGAUAUCUGCAAGCUUUGGGACGACAACAGCAGUAAGAAGAUAUACCACUGUAUUGACUGUGGAAUCUGCAGGAAAGGGGAGGGGCUGGGUAAGGACUAUAUCCAUUGCAAACGGUGUAAUGUCUGUAUAUCCAUCUCUCACGCCAGCUCCCAUAAAUGUCUCGAGCGGGCUACUGACUGCGAUUGUCCAAUCUGUGGCGAAUAUCUUUUUAAUUCUUCAAGCGCGGUCGUUGCGAUGCCUUGCGGGCAUUAUCUGCACAAGGGGUGUUAUAAGCUGUAUAUGGAGACGGCAUAUAAGUGCCCCAUGUGCAAGAAAAGUGCCGUCAACAUGGAAUUGCAAUGGCAGAAGCUCACCCAGGCAAUCGAAAGCCAGCCGAUGCCCGAUCAGUUCACGCACACGAGAGUCAUCAUUCAGUGCAACGACUGCUCUGCGAAGUCUUCGGUCAAGUACCAUUGGCUAGGGAACAAGUGCAACACUUGCGAUUCCUACAACACGAACGAACUCCGUGUUCUGAAUGGACCAGAGAGCGAGCAAACCGCCAAUGCCAUUCUCGAAGCCGACGAGAAAUCGGGAUCUAGGUCGCCCGCAAGCGUGAGCUCUCCCGCAUCAAUACCUCUACGAUCACCUCGCUACUAUUUCACGCCCGACCAGCCAGAGGAAACCUGGCUCCCAGGACAACUCCCUUCAUUUCCUUUCCAAAUGCCUCAACUUCCUGGCAUGCCCCAAUUACCAGGCAUGCCACAGUUCCCGGGGAUGCCUCAAAUGCCCCAGAUGCCACAGAUGCCACAAUUCCGGGGGAUGCCCCAGCUCCCGCCAUUCCCCCAAAUGCCCGACCCCUACGAGCUCAUGGAACGAGUUAGCAAGUCCUUCUCCCCCUUCCGGAACUAUCUCAACACCGCCGACCUGGACUCAGAGCCGAGUGGACCCAUCAUCGACCUGGGCGAUGCACGCCCAGAAACUCGAGCCACCGACGGUUCCACCGUUCGGCAGCCAUCACUUCCACAAUACGUUCUCGAGCGCUUCAGUAGAUCGCUUUACAAUUACCUGAACAAUGAGUCGUUGGACGAAAUACCUAGACUAGAUCUAUCAGACAGUCGGGACGCCGACGCAUUUCAAACGCACAGAAGUAGACAUGGGAACAACAGAGAUGAUAGAUAUAUGUCCGGAGACGAGGACGAUGACAGUAGUAGCGACGAGAGCAUGGAUGACAGGGAGGACGAUGAAGAUGACGAGGCAGACGCCGAUGGCGACGACAAAGAGUUCGAUCUUCCAGGGCAUCCAUAA